AAGCCACCCGGUUACCACCUGAAUCCAACAUCUUUCCGCGCGCUAAUGCCUUCAACUGCUUUUGCUGGCUCUCGGCUAAAUUCGGCUACCUCCGGCACAUUCAUCCCUGUCUCGACUCUUCUUCGGCUACAAUCGGUUGACUCUCCUCUUGGAUUCGGCUCCCUUCGGCUAUGUCCGGCCUCUUCUUGUCUCAAACUCCACUGUUGCUGUUAACCUUCCUUCCGCGAUCCUCCAGCCGCGGCGUUCAGCCCUUGCGUUCGGCCAGCGCUCGGCUAAGCUCGGCUCAGUUCGGCUGUUUCCGUUCUCGUCCGGCUACAACCCCGGAAGGACGCAAAUGGAGCGGUGCCUGCCGGCCUUAGGCAAAGCAAUGGCGCCGCUGCUGGAGUACGAGAGGCAGCUGGUACUGGAACUGCUCGACAGCGACGGGUUGGUGGUGUGCGCCCGCGGGCUUGGCGCCGACCGACUUCUCUACCAUUUUCUGCGGUUGCACUGCCACCCGGCCUGCCUGGUGCUGGUGCUCAACACGCAGCCGGCCGAGGAGGAAUAUUUUAUCAAUCAGUUGAAGAUAGAAGGAGUUGAACACCUCCCUCGACGUGUGACAAAUGAAAUCACAAGUAACAGUCGCUAUGAAGUGUACACACAAGGUGGCAUUAUAUUCGCAACAAGUCGAAUACUUGUGGUUGAUUUCUUGACUGAUAGGAUACCUUCAGAUUUAAUAACUGGCAUCCUUGUGUACAGAGCGCACAGGAUCAUUGAGUCCUGCCAAGAAGCCUUCAUCCUGCGUCUUUUCCGCCAGAAAAACAAGCGUGGCUUCAUCAAAGCUUUCACAGACAACGCUGUAGCCUUUGACACUGGUUUUUGUCAUGUGGAGAGAGUGAUGAGGAACCUUUUUGUGAGGAAACUCUACCUGUGGCCAAGGUUCCAUGUAGCAGUCAACUCGUUCUUAGAACAGCACAAGCCUGAAGUGGUAGAGAUCCACGUGUCCAUGACUCCUGCCAUGCUCUCUAUCCAAACAGCCAUACUAGACAUCUUAAGCGCAUGUCUGAAGGAGCUGAAGUGCCACAACCCAUCUCUAGAAGUGGAAGAUUUGUCGUUAGAAAAUGCUCUCGGGAAGCCGUUUGACAAGACAAUCCGCCAUUACUUGGACCCUUUAUGGCACCAGCUUGGAGCCAAGACUAAAUCCUUAGUACAGGAUCUGAAGAUACUAAGGACCCUACUGCAGUAUCUCUCUCAGUAUGAUUGUGUGACAUUUCUCAAUCUUCUGGAAUCUCUGAGAGCAACAGAGAAAGUGUUUGGCCAGAACUCAGGUUGGCUUUUCCUGGAUGCUAGCACCUCCAUGUUUGUGAAUGCCCGUGCACGAGUUUAUCGUGUUCCAGAUGCCAAACUGAACAAAAAGGCCAAAAUGUCCGAGAAGGUGGCGGGUACAGAAGCGCAAGAAACAAAAAAGGAACUGGUCCUAGAAAGCAACCCAAAGUGGGAGGCAUUAAGUGAAAUCCUGAAAGAAAUCGAAGCUGAAAAUAAGGGGAGUGAAGCCCUUGGAGGUCCAGGCCAGGUGCUGAUCUGUGCAAGUGAUGACCGCACAUGCUGCCAGCUCAGAGACUACCUGACCAUGGGGGCGGAAGCCUUCCUGCUGCGGCUCUACAGGAAAGCCUUUGAGAAGGACAGCAAAGCUGAAGAAGUGUGGGUGAAUUUUAGAAAGGAGGAUGGUGCAAAGAGAACCAAGAAGUCUGACAAGAGACCCAAAGAUGCCCAGAACAAAGAACGCACCACUACCAAAAAAGGGGCUCCCAGAAGGAAGAAGCGAGAGCUGACUCUGACGCAAGUGAUGGGGACUGCUGAGGAGCCGCCAGAGGAAGGGGCUGCGGAGGAAGGCCGUCCCAGACAGGUCACCAGUAGCCCAGAAGGCUGCGGAGGAGAGGUUCAGCACGAAGCUUUUGAUUUAAAUUUGUCAUCUGAUGCGGCCUAUGGCAUCCUGAAAGAGCCUUUGACCAUCAUCCAUCCGCUUCUGGGGUGCAGCGACCCCUAUGCCCUGACGCGGGUUCUGCACGAGGUGGAACCCAGAUACGUGGUUCUGUACGAUGCAGAGCUCACCUUCGUCCGCCAGCUGGAGAUCUACAGGGCCAGCAGGCCGGGGAAACCGCUGAGGGUUUACUUUCUUAUCUAUGGAGGCUCCACAGAAGAGCAGCGCUACCUGACGGCUCUGCGAAAGGAGAAAGAAGCCUUUGAGAAGCUCAUCCGGGAAAAGGCUAGUAUGGUUGUCCCUGAAGAACGGGAAGGCAGAGAUGAAACCAACCUGGACUUAGCAAGAGGCACGGUGUCCACAGAUGCUCCCACUGACACUCGGAAAGCUGGUGGCCAGGAGCGGAAUGGCACCCAGCCCAGCAUCGUGGUGGACAUGCGUGAGUUCCGGAGUGAGCUACCAUCCCUGAUCCAUCGGAGGGGCAUCGACAUUGAACCAGUGACACUGGAGGUGGGCGAUUACAUCCUAACGCCCGAGCUGUGCGUGGAGCGCAAAAGUGUGAGCGACCUCAUCGGCUCGCUGCACAGCGGCCGCCUGUACAGCCAGUGCCUCGCCAUGUCACGCUACUACCAGCGCCCAGUGCUGCUCAUCGAAUUUGACGCGGGCAAGCCCUUCUCCCUGGCGCCACGUGGUGCCUUCUUCCAGGAGAUAAGUAGCAGCGAUGUGAGCUCCAAGCUCACACUGCUCACCCUGCACUUCCCACGCCUGCGGCUGCUCUGGUGCCCCUCACCUCAUGCCACAGCCGAGCUGUUCGAGGAGCUGAAGCAGAACAAGCCACAGCCUGAUGCGGCCACAGCCAUGGCCAUCACCGCGGACUCGGAAACGCUGCCUGAGUCGGACAAGUAUAACCCCGGCCCCCAAGACUUCGUGCUAAAGAUGCCAGGGAUCAAUGCCAAGAACUGUCGCUCCCUGAUGAAUCAAGUGAAGAACAUCGCAGAGCUGGCCUCUCUGUCCCAGGAGCGGCUCACAAGCAUCCUGGGGCAUGCAGGAAAUGCCAAACAGCUGCACGACUUCCUCCACACCGCUUAUGCAGACGUGGUGUCGGGAGGCAGAGUGAGAAAAUGAGCCCCGCGCUCAGAUGCUGUUCAUUAAUCAUUUGCCUAGCAGUUCAUUCGUUCCCAGGGCUUUUAGGGACAGACCUUCUGUCCCCACCAUUUCCCCGAGCUCUGGGCUGAGGUGUGUCCUUCCCUUCCCUUGCUGGCUCUGGCCCCUCUGUGCCCUGUCUGCACUAGGUUUGCAGUGCUUAUUUUAAAUGGGGUGUGGCAGGAUUGUGCCACCUGAAGCAGGCAGUGCCAGCGUGUGCUGCUCAGGCUGGUGAAAGAUCCUCCAUCGUGUUCCUGGCACUGUGUACACAGGGUGUGGCAGAACUGAGACAGGGCUGAUGUUCUUAUAUUCCUGCCAGCCACGGGACAAGCCAGCCCACUAGUCUUCCGGUCACCACGGAUAUGAAGUGAGUGCUGUGACGUGGUUGCUUAAACCGGUGCUUUGGCAAAAACUGUUGACAAGAUUUGAUGAGGUCAUGAAGGAUUUCUCAGAAAUCUUGGUUUUCUCAAUGUUUGACCUCCAAAUUCCUACUCUAAGCCCAAAUCACAUCAGAGUCCGCAGCCUCCUCCCACCCCAUGUCACUGACAUCAUUCACAUGUCAGUAACGUUGGCACCAUACCAGAGGCACGGCAUCCUGCCCAUGCCCCUGUGCUGACCAGACACGAGCAGAGGAGGCCCAGGUGCUUUCUAGAUGUGGGUUUCUCUUCUUCACAUUAAACAGUAAAUGCAAGGUCAGUGCAGAGAGUGCCUAUGAAUUCGGAAGAAAUGCGUAGCUGUUUAAAGACCCACAGACCAAAUCUCAUGGUUGAUUUAGACUGACCUUUCUGUGUUAACAUGGAGUUCACAUGCCAUUUGCAAACUGUGGUAUGUUAGUCUAGCUGUUGAUGUGUGCAGUGACAAGCAGUAAAUUUUCUACCUCAGGAGCUGAUGCCGACAUGAAUUCUAGCCUUGCCGCACAUGGUUGAUUGCGUCAUCAGUGUCAGCCAUCUUUGGUUUUUCGUGCCAAACUGAUUAAAGUGGACCUUGUAGCAAAAAUACUGUCUCCGACUUUAACAAAAGCACUUUGAACUGAAAUUUCCUGUUGACAUCAUGAUUUAUUGGUACUUAAGAGUGCAGCUGUCCCUCAGUGUCCAUGGGCGGUUGCUUCCAGGACCCUCUGAUAGAGCAGAGUCUAGAUGCUGCGGGCCUUUAGUGACAUUUGCUCAUAAACCCCUCCUCCUGUGAACUUCAAACCAUCUCUAGGUGGCUUACAGCAAUAAUGUAGCAUAGGUGGUGUGGGGGGCUGUCCCCUGGGUGUUCAGGGCUAACGACAGAGUCUGCAUGUUUAGUAGGGGUGCAUUUGUUUCCUGUGUUCUCCAUCCUUGGUUAAAUCGGAAGACGUGGUGGACGCUCAGGAGGAUCUGGUGUUCUGUCCGGGCCCGUCAGGAAUGAGUUGAGAGUGUCAAGACCCUGUCGAUUACUGGAGGCUUCUAGUAUGUGAUGUGGGAAAUAGGGGGGAAGAUGAAAAAGUGAGUUCAAGGUGGAAAAGAAAUCUGAGCUAUUUGUUUCUUCCCAGGAUAGAAACAUUUGCCUUCCGGACUAGGGCAGAGCUGCCUGGUGAGCUGCACUCACAUGCUGGCAUGGGUCCAGCUCAUUGACACUGACGUGUCUCUUCCACUCAUGGGGCAGGAACUCCACCUCCCUUUUCUGUUGUUUUGUUCCAUAAACCAAAAAUCUUAGCAUUGCGCCGCUAUGAUGGGCAUUUCAUUCAGGUUAAAUUCUCACAGCACCACUAUGAUUUCACCACUAUGAUUUUCACCACUAUGGACAUUUCAUUCAAGGUCAGAUUCUCACAGCUCCUUUCAAAGCCACUGUUUUAAACGUCCUUGUUACCUAGUGCAACAGUCUUUAACACAUUGACUUCCAGGUUCGUCUGCUCCCCGCGUCAGCUGUUCACUGUGGCGCAUGUGGGAAUAAGCAGCCGCACAGUCUCCCCUGGGCUUGACCAUGACUGAUGGUUUCUACUUAACCAUAAGUGGUUGUCCCAAUGAUAGCCCACCACCUCUUCCUAACUGUCUCUCGGAUUUCCAGGUGUGGAACCUUCUAGUACAUCCGUGAGCUGUUUGGUUUUCUCGGACUUUCUUACACAGGUUUAGAAUCUGUGCUAAAGGAACAGGUAGCUGCCAACUGCAAGUCCGACUUUGGCUGCCUUUGACUUUUGUUGUUGCUCAAAGUCAUAAAUACCCAGUUUACUGAUGAGCCUGGGGCAGCUCUUAAAAGGCCUUUGCACGCUGGGUCAGCCUUUUGGUUACAGCCAUUUACAUAAAGCCUUGAGCCUCAAAAUUACAGGAAAUUACCCUUGGGUUUACUUGUUUAAAUCCUAGCACCUCUCUUGGUGUUUUCUUGAAAUUAUCUAAGGAGAUAUCGUACUUAAUAGUAGCCACCAAGCAGAGCGUGGUGGCACACAGUCCUAAUCCCUGCUCUGGCAAGGAAGAGGCAGGUUGAUCUAAAAAAAACUAAAAGUGGUGGCCGUCAAUACUGUCCUCAAGUAGUCUUGGCUGCCCCUUUGGUGGACAAUCACCAGACUAACUCUGCAGAUGUCUGAGUGCCUCAUGUUGCAAUCCUCACUCAGGAGUACUGGAAAUGACCUCAUCCAGCCCCAGCAGGUCCGGAAAGUAUUGAGAUACAGGGACUGGGAGGAAGGAGGCUCAAGUCUGGCCUUUCCUUUUGUUUUUCCAGCAGAAUUUGAUUUCAUGUUGCCUUAGAGAACAUCUUGAGGGAAAUUCUCUGUUAGUUUAACUUAGAAAUGUUCACUCAAAAGAAUCUUAAGAAAGUGUAGCCAGCCAGGCUUUGACAUGAAUUGUUACUUUCCUCAUUUAGAUGUUGAUUAACUGUGCCCUGUCUGGUCCCAAGCUUCAUCACAUGAUUGUCCAUAUUUGUCAGUGACACUUGGUAGCUGCACCCCUGGACUGCUGGGCGGCUGUUUCUGUCUGUCUGUCUGUUUUAAUUUAUGGUUGUAUAAGCCAAGAUUCGAUAAGAGGGAGUCAAAACUGAAAUAUCUGUGUGUGUUUGUGUGUUUAUUCAGUAUCUUCCUCAGCUUCAUGGGCAAAAAAGGUUUUCGUUACACGGAAUACAUGGUUUAAGUGCAUUUGCUCUGAAUUUCUACUCCCGUCUGGAGCACCGUAAUCCACAUUCUGGAUCAUCAACACACUUUCCUCGGUCAUUCCCUUCUCUACAUCUUAUGAAAGGAGGUGGAGAAGAAAAGGGCACCAAUUGGUGGUCUGGAGCAUCCAAACAAAGAGUCAUAUCCUGUAUUUUUUUUUUAUUCCUUUUAACUCAGAAGUUGGAAGAGGUAAAUUAUCCUUUCAAUAGCAAUGGAAUUUAUAAUCUCUUAAGCAAGUUUAAUUAUAGUUUAAAUUGGGUCACUACAGUGGUGUUCUGGUUACUGCCUCUGCUUUGAAGAGUGCAGUGCACAGCCUUUGUAAUGGAUGGGAGGCAGGCUGCUCUUGAUGUUCCCCCCUCUGAAUGAAGACUGGCAAACUAACCUUUUCUUUUCAACAGUGCUGUCCCACGUUGAUUGACCCUCGUGCCUUAUCUCCUCAACCCCCAGCACAAGACCAUACAGGUGCCACCAUGUAAGCCUCCUUCAUGGUGUCGAAGAGACCAGAGGGCUUGAGCAGUUCACCCGGUGUCAUUCAGUAUUCAUAAAACCGUGAUUGAAACCCACAUGGUGGGGCUUCAGAGCCGUAAUGAAGCAUGGGCGUGGGAGGGCACCUGGAAAAUGACUGUUUGGGGGAUGAGUGUCUGUGUCCACUAUCAUGCCUGUGACUCCACACACACUAAAGGAAAAGCAGACCUGCCUGUUUCCUAGUCAAGAUGAACGCGGCUCUGGGCAGAGGAUGGAAGAAUGCUCAGAGCCCCUGUGCACAGCCACCUGUCACCUCCAGCUCUGUAGGGCUGAGUAUCUUGCACUGGAUGAUUAAGAGGGCUGUUUGCAGCUCUAUAA
Molecule: messenger RNA, 7049 nt
Organism: Microtus ochrogaster (prairie vole)
Lineage: Eukaryota; Metazoa; Chordata; Mammalia; Rodentia; Cricetidae
Gene: Ercc4
Product: ERCC excision repair 4, endonuclease catalytic subunit
Biological process (GO): double-strand break repair via homologous recombination; resolution of meiotic recombination intermediates; nucleotide-excision repair involved in interstrand cross-link repair
Cellular component (GO): nucleotide-excision repair factor 1 complex
Molecular function (GO): damaged DNA binding; single-stranded DNA binding; single-stranded DNA endonuclease activity
Source: RefSeq, a predicted model, not a curated record